Sciurus carolinensis (gray squirrel) is the source of this 1276-nucleotide messenger RNA. RefSeq names its product apolipoprotein B mRNA editing enzyme catalytic subunit 2 (gene Apobec2). The record is from RefSeq and is a predicted model, not a curated record. The coding region runs from base 137 to 811 and encodes 224 amino acids. The transcript has 3 exons. NCBI's taxonomy places the organism in Eukaryota, Metazoa, Chordata, Mammalia, Rodentia, Sciuridae. Gene Ontology annotation, biological process: cytidine to uridine editing. Gene Ontology annotation, cellular component: nucleus; cytoplasm. Gene Ontology annotation, molecular function: cytidine deaminase activity; RNA binding.
UGGCCUGCCGGCUCUUCUUUCCGUCAUCCUCAGCCAGACUUAGCUGCUGACAGCUGCUUGGGACUCUGCCGCUAGGACCUGACCCAGACCAGUAGCCUCUCCUCUCUCACGGUGACUCCGGAACAACAGCCCCUCCAUGGCCCAAAAAGAAGAGGCUACUGCGGCUGCUGCUCCUGCCUCCCAAAAUGGGGAGGACCUGGAUGACUUGGAGAACCCCGAGAAGCUGAAGGAGCUCAUUGAGCUGCCGCCCUUUGAGAUCGUCACAGGGGAGCGGCUGCCUGUCAACUUCUUUAAGUUUCAGUUCCGGAAUGUGGAGUACAGUUCUGGGCGGAACAAGACCUUCCUCUGCUAUGUGGUUGAAGCACAGGGCAAGGGAGGCCAAGUGCAGGCAACCCGGGGAUACCUAGAGGAUGAGCAUGCAGCUGCCCACGCAGAGGAAGCCUUCUUCAAUACCAUCCUGCCAUCCUUUGACCCGGCCUUGCGGUACAAUGUCACCUGGUAUGUGUCUUCUAGUCCCUGUGCAGCUUGCGCUGACCGCAUUAUCAAAACCCUUGGGAAGACCAAGAACCUGCGCCUGCUCAUUCUGGUGGGCCGACUCUUCAUGUGGGAGGAACCAGAGAUCCAGGCUGCUCUGAAGAAACUGAAGGAGGCUGGCUGCAAACUGCGUAUCAUGAAGCCCCAGGACUUCGAGUACAUCUGGCAGAAUUUUGUGGAGCAAGAAGAGGGUGAAUCCAAGGCCUUCGAGCCCUGGGAGGACAUUCAGGAGAACUUCCUAUACUAUGAGGAGAAGUUGGCGGACAUCCUGAAGUAGGCAGCUGGGCGUGGCCUCAUGUCUGCCUGCUGCCUGCUGCCACCAACGGAUAACAGUGACAUGUAUGCCACCUUGAACAUGCCUGUCUUCCUAAUAUUACCACCUGGAGCUGGACAACAUUUGACACCAAACAACUGUUCUGGACAAGGCCCUCAGAGGACUCAAUACGCUUCUCACUGCUACAAUUCAUUCAGGCUGUGACUAUCCUUUAAUGCUGCUUUUGGGAAAGAGGAAAGUGAAAAACAAGGAGAGAAAAGCAACCACAUAUGGGCACCAGGCAUCUGUGGGGCUGCAGGUCUUAAUGACUCCCCAACGGAGCUGCUUAAGGCAAAGGCCCUCAGACCCAUGGUACAGAUCUUUGAAAUACACUCAGAAAUGCAUUUUAUGUUAAAUUGGGCUGUUUUAUUUUUUUUUUUUUUUAAGAAAGAAAAACAGCAAUAUUAAUAAAGAAAAUAGUGUGGCUUU